This is a messenger RNA of Gadus morhua (Atlantic cod), 2624 nucleotides long. RefSeq names its product ubiquitin carboxyl-terminal hydrolase 48-like. Gene Ontology annotation, cellular component: nucleus; cytosol. Gene Ontology annotation, molecular function: cysteine-type deubiquitinase activity. The coding region runs from base 447 to 2159 and encodes 570 amino acids. The record is from RefSeq and is a predicted model, not a curated record. The transcript has 12 exons. NCBI's taxonomy places the organism in Eukaryota, Metazoa, Chordata, Actinopteri, Gadiformes, Gadidae. Gene Ontology annotation, biological process: protein deubiquitination.
UUCCCACACCGACGGCGGAAUCAACCAUGCAAGACGACAGCCAGCAGCUCGUCUGGAGCAAUCGGGGUGCAGUCAGGGUCAGGCUUCUGGGACACCUUGACUCUCAGCUAGGAGGAGACGGGCAUCGAACUAGAAACCUUCCCUUUAACAGCCAACCCAGUCUACCUCCUGAGCUAAAUGCCUAUUGCAGGCCUAACACAUGAAUGUUGUUUUCGGGGCUUGGCUUCGAAAUCGAAAAUGAAAGAAUGGCUCAAGAUUAGUUCAACUCCAUUUGUGUUGAGGAGCAGGCAACACAACACUGGACAGAGCCAAGCUUAAGGGACACGCGAUGAGUAAUUAUAAUCGUGGAUGGGAUCUAGCAGGUAUUGUAUUUUUGUAUGACGGGACAUUACUCCUAUAGUCCUAUAUCUUGUUGGAUGUUUUAAUUGGCAUGUAUAGGCCUGGUUAUGGUGGUAUCUGUUGUGUUUCUGUGUGUAUCCCUCUCUCACGAUGCAGAACCCAAGUACAAAGGUUUGAGAAACCGGGGCUCCACCGACUACCUGAACAGCGUGCUUCAAGUGCUCUUCAUGACCAAAGAAUUCAGAGGCGCUGUCCAAAGUGAAAGCUCCCAUACCUCCUACAUCGAUGCUCAUCUCAAAGAUCUCUUCCGUCAGCUGAAGACCGGUUCACCCACUACGGAAUACAUCAUCUGCAAACUUGGGAUAGAAAAUGUAUGGAAGCAGCACGAUGCGGCGGAGUAUUUUGAGAAGAUGCUAAGUCUGGCGAGUCCUGAGGCCUCACAGGUUUUCCAUGGAAGGUUAAUUCACCGCACGUCAUGUUCGUGUGGCGUAAGCACUGAUGAUCACAAUUCAUUUUGGACUCUUAAUCUCCCUAUUAGCAAUGCCCACAAUGGAGUUUAUAACGUGGAAGACGGGUUGAAACGAUUUUUCAGCCAAUCAAAGUUAACCGGAGACAACCAAGUGUACUGUGAUGAGUGUGAGGUCAAAAGAGACACCAUUACUGAAUGUGAAGUAGGACUCUAUCCAAAGGUUCUUGUGCUGCUGCUCAAGAGAUUUGAGUUCAGCUACUACGAAAUGGACUACGUGAAAAACGACUGCCCUGUGGAUGUUCCUCUGGACAUUGAUAUUCCAAAGGGCGUGAGCUAUGAGCUCUAUGCCACCGUGGACCAUGUGGGGGACCUGAGGGGGGGCCACUACACAGCCACCAUCCAGCCUCCAGACGACAGAGGCUGCUGGUACGACUUCAACGACUCCAGGGUUACACCGAAAAUCAACUUUAAUCCAGAAAGGAGCCAGAACGGCUAUCUCUUUUUUUACAGAAAGAGAGAAAGACAAAUGAGUGAUUCACCCCAGGAGCACCACCACGGGUCGUCUGUGGACCAGGACGAGUCGGACACCAAUCAGAACAACACUGAUGACGGCUACGCCUACCACGAUAAUGAAGACCUCUUCCACACUCCACCCUCCCCCUCUGGGCCAUUGGAUGAACAGCCGGUGUGGGCGGGGAGGGGUGAUGUCACGAGAGGUGAUGAGGUCACGGAGGGGGUUGAUGUCACUGAGUGUGGUGAGGUCACAGGAGGUGAUGAGGUCACAGAGGGGGUUGAUGUCACUGAGUGUGGUGAGGUCACAGGAGGUGAUGAGGUCACAGAGGGGGUUGAUGUCCCUGAGCGUGGUGAGGUCACAGGAGGUGAUGUCGUGGCGGGGGACCCUCAAACAUUGGAGAGUGCGAGGUUAGACGGGAAGGGUGGCGAGCGCAUUAAGAGAGACGAAGAGCUUCCGACCAAUGAGAAGGAGUCUCGUGAACCAGGGGAUCAAGCUGUCCAACAGGAAGCCAGCGGCACCGGACCCAUUGUCAGCGGUCCAGAGGGCGGAGUUAACGAGAGGAGGCGGGGCCUCAGGGAAAGUAUGGGACUUUUGGAAGUCCGUGAGGAGGGGGAUACGGAGGGCGAUGUAAUACAGAAGAAACAUAGAAAAGUCUUUGACAUUCCAAACAGUCUCUCCCUAAGUGGAAUGUGUUUGAGCUCUAGGCCGAGAUUUGCAAAGCGUAAACCGAGACUGGGAAAUAAGGUUGACAUGGUCGAAGAUAAAAAAUCAAUUAAAAAGAGACGAAAGAAGAAUAGCUUUGAUUGUUACAAUAAGCAGACCUCGGAUACAGAAUAAAAGCCAGUUGAACUAGGCUUUUAAACAUUCCGGUUUUGCAUUGAACAUGUACUUAAACAUUGUGCCAGGUUGCAGCAUUCAAAGCUGAAUUGUGCCUUGGUUAGUGAAGUUAAGCUAGUUAGUCAAAUGAAAGGGCAUCAGCUGUGUUUUUGUUGGUGACACUAUCCCUUUUUAACAUUUAACUUGACCGGCACGAUGAUUACUAUUAAAACCUUGACUAUGUUUAAUCAGUCAUUUUUUGAAUCAAUCUGGUGUUUUGUUCUGCUUUCAUAGUUUGGGUGUGCUGUUUGUUAGACAUGGCCCAAAAUAAGCAUAGAUAAUAAGCACUUUUGGUGUGCUUAGAUAUUCACAUGAAGGACAAAAUAUGGGAAAUAACGCUUUAUAAUUAAUAUGGUCAUUUCGAAAUAAUUAUUUUGGGGGGCUGUCGAUGGAUAAUAAAAAAUAACUUUUCAAUCGCACAAUUUA